AUGGGAGAUUCUAAUUAUGCGUUCGUCGAGAGAGUGUUCUCGCCUUUCGUUGCCGUGUCGGCCAGCGAAGACGCUGAAGAGCUCUGCCUGAAGAAUGAACUAACCUUCAGCGAGCUCAUCCGACCCUUCUCCGAGAACAUUGAAGUCUCUCUGAGGGACUCAACUGGGAACUAUGUUCCCCCCGUCAAAAUCAGAAUAAAUUUCCGAGACUUGACCACAGCGACGCCACAAGCGUCGGUCGCGAAGCGUCUUCUCUCCGAAGCAGUGCAGAAAAAUCAGCCAGAUAUCGACGGAGGACCUCGAAGCACGCCGAUCACUCAAGGCCUCUACGAGGUUGACGUUUGCUCGACUACCCCGUGGUACGAUGCGUACCGAGACGCCUUCUUCCAGGGCUUGCCUGCGCUGGAGCAUGAUUUCACCCGACAUUACCUAGCUUGUGUAUUCGUCGUGAGCUCCUCGCACCAGGCACCGCAACAGCAACUCCAACAACUCAUUCAUAACUUCAAUCAAAUACAGCUGAACCUCUCGCACCAUUCGAAAUGGUUUUUCAGCGACGUGGCCCACUACUAUGUCCUGAUUCACGAUGGAAGUACAGGAGAUAAUCCGAUGGCCGAAGCAACGUUCUUAUCGAUGAAGAACCUCUACGGACAAACGAACUGCCAUAUGCUCACAAUAAAUUCGGUUACUCCGAGUCACCCGUCCCAGGACAACGAUAUCUGGACUCCUCUGAUCGAUUGCGGCUCAACCAUCGAUAAUGGGAUGCUCCCCGCGAAGAUCGAGUCGAACGGCGUCAAGAUCAUCGGGGAUCAUCCCUUAGACCCCUUGAGUCCGAUCGCAGCCCCGAUAGAGGAGCCGAUAACCCACCCCGGUGUAAAGAAACGCGGCACUUGGUUGACCACGACCGACCGCGAAAACAUCAAAACUUUCGUCAGUGAUUUCGCCUCGCAGUGCCUCGGUCCCUUCGCCGAACAGCAAUUGAAGAAUCUUAGUGAACAAGUAGCAAACAAGAAGGGGAUUCAUCGCUCGCUCGCCAAUGCAGCGAAAAGUCUUUUCGCUGGCCGGGGCAAGGCGAACAGUAACAAUCCAAAUGCUGCGAAUUCCGUCAUUUACAGUCAACAAGCACCGGAGCUCCUCGUCCGUAAACUCGGGGACUUGGCUUUCCUUUUCCAUCAAUACGAGAGCGCAUACAACGCGUACCAUGCCGCCAAGCGCGACUUCCACGGCGACCAGGCCUGGCUAUACUGCGCCGGCGCGGAGGAAAUGGCAGCCCUCAGUGUAUUCAUGCUCGGGAAAGACGGUCCCCGGCCCUAUCCCACGCAUUACUUCGAGAAUGCCAUAAACGCGUACAUGAACGUUUGCAAGCUUUCUCAGCUCGCAACACGCGCCACCCUUCUCCAUGCUGAAUGUCUCCGUUCGCUGGAGCAAUACCAAUCGUUGGCGACGCAGUUGAUCAAAAUGAUAUCGGAAGAUUCUGAUCUUCGGUCGGCGCUGCUAUUGGAACAGGCGGCAUACUGCUACCUUAAGACAGAGCCUCUGCAACUGAGGAAAUAUGCGUUCCAUAUGGUGUUGGCGGGUCAUCGCUACAGUAAAGCUGGAAUGCGUAAGCACAGUCUGAGAGCUUACCGUGAAGCAGAACAAGUCUAUAGAGGUCGGACUUGGAGCGUCGCCGAAGACCACAUACUUUUCAUCAUCGGAAGACAGUGUGCAGCUCUCGGGCGGAUCGACGAGGCUUUCCAAGCGUUCUAUGGUCUCCUCAACAAACCGAGCCAGCAGAGUGCGCAUCAGCAGAGCUUAUUCGUCAAAGAGUUCCUGACAACGGUUCGAACUCUCAGCACCAAGGAGUUCGAGAUGCCUCUCCCAAAUAUCGAUAUGAAUUCCGUGAGGACAACCCUCGGUCACGUGACUCCGAGGGACGAAUCACAAGCUACUGUGGACGACUGGCAGAAACUAGAGCAAUGCUGUUAUCUGAGAGCCACGGGUCAGAAAUCUCUUCCUUUCAAGUAUCGGAACGCGGUCGACGUACUCGACAGCAGCACGCUUAACGAUCGACACCCGGUGGCGGUACAGAACGAACCUAUCGCCGUGGACUUAUCCGUCACGAACCCCUUGCAAAUAAACCUGUGUCUUUCACAAAUCCAUCUCUGCUGGGAGCUGACGGUCGAUGGCGCGAGAAUCACUAAUUGCGAAGCUAUCGGUGAGCUACAGCAAGAGCAUAACGCGGAAGACUUCAUGGAAACCUGUCAACUGGAGUUCAUCACCCUCGAAGCCAAACAGACCAUUGUGAUAAAACUGACGCUCGUUCCAAAAUGUGAGGGCCAGCUCGAGAUACUCGGGGUUUCGUACCGGCUGUCUCUUCCCUCGCUUUCCCCCUGCCCCUCGUUGAACUCGCUGAACUCUGACAUCAUCGGCCUGACGCCGACGACGCCUUCGAGCGACUGUCAAGGCAGCCCCGUCAAGGGUUACCAGACUCUGAUCGUGAAGGGUCCUAAAGAAAAGAAUGCCAAAAAAGUUAGGAACAAUCAGUGGUACGCCGAGGACUACAGACUUCGGCCGAUUGUGGGACCGUGUAUGCCCAGCUUGAAGGUCGAGUUCGACUCUUUUCCGACUCAAAUGCUCUGCGGGGAGGUGCAGCGGUUGACUUUACGAUUGACAAACCCCGCCUCUCAAGGGCUUACGAACCUUUUUGUCGGCGUGAGGAACCCCAAGGAACUCUCUUUCGGAUCCGGCGAGUCCCGCAGCUUACCGCCGAGUCACGCGACCUACAAGGAAAUGUCUGCGAAAGGCGCUGAAGGACCCUCUGUGACUGCGUUAGAGCGAAUCGACACGAGUUACGUCACGCGAAUUCCCGGACUCAAUUCUAUCGAAUCCGGAGCUUCGGCCUCGGUUCCCGUCUGGAUCCGAGGACCCGACGUCACCGGCGAACACGAGAUCAUUCUGCUGUUCUACUACGAGCACGCCGAGAAUCCACCUGAGAGCAAAAUGCAACAUCGCGUGUGUAAAUUCAGUGCCAAGAUCACCACGAUAUCUUCGCUGGUGGUCCAUGCGAACGCCGAGUCGAGCAUCAAGGGAGACGAUGUGGGCUCGCUGCUCGUUUCCGUCCACGCGAAGAACUCCAGUGAGCUCGAAGGCUCGAAAUCAGUCGACCUGUCCCUGCUUCAAGUCACCCUGAUGUCGGAACUUUUCACGAUCGCCAGACAUCUAGACAUGCCGCCGAGGACGCCUACUCACUCUCCAGUGACAACCAUUCGGCCCAGAGAAGUUAAAGACAUCGCACUGAAACUCAAAAACGAUAAACUCAGUUUCGUGGCGCGUGAGAACGAAUCCGCGAAACAUCUCAAGAAAAUCAGUCAAUGGCCUCUGUCCAUCGUGAAGGUGGAAAGUUCCAGCACACCGUGCGCCGACUUCAUGAUGGCCAGUGCUUGUAGACUGGGCGAACUAAAAGACGAAAACGCUCCUUUGACAUCGAAAGAAAUUCUCGACAUCGAAGUCGCAAAAAUCAGAGGCACUUCGAAGAAGGAAACCCGUGACCCGUUGGACCUGACUGUGUCGAUCAUCUGGAAGGCCGCCGUAGAGCGGGACGGAGCGAUGCAAGUAGUGAUGGGACAGCAUCAAGUGAACCUGCGUCAAUUGCAUGUUACCUACACCUCGUUCCCUCACGCGCGGAACAAGAAGAACCUGCCGCCUAUCGGCGGACCUCUCCUCCUUCUCAGCAACCAGGCUCAUCUUGCGAUGCAAGCCGAUACUUCGAAGCUAGUCUCAGUAUCUCUCCUACAUUCCGAUUAUAUCCAGCACAGUUUCAAGGACAAUCCAAUGCUGAUCGUCGAGGUGACGCUCGUGUUGCACAAUCCUUCGGUGGAAUCCGAGGUCGAACUGAUGAUCUCCUGUAUGGAUUCGUUGGCUCCGAAGACUGCUCCUGCUCCUCCUCUCGGUGUGUCUUCCGGCUUGUCUUUCAACGUAUCGCCCCAGAACCAAGAUCAAAGCACAGACGACAUCGGCGGUUUCGUUUGGACCACCAAGUCACGGAUGACCACGAAACUAUCGCCGGCUCAGACGAAGAACAUCAUCCUCAGAGCGCUGUUCACUUCGACCGGGACGUUCAAUGUUGCGUCUGGUCUCUGUAUAAUCGUUAAAACCGGAGACCAAGACAAGUUGUUAUCGCCAUUCCAGAGUAUCCUGAUAGUGGACGCGACAGAUGAAAUAAGGAAGUGAUCGAUGUUGGCCUGGUAGCGUAUCUAUUUUCCGGAGAUCAUUAGCAACAAAUCGAUUUCAUAGCAAUACCAACGCAGUUUAGGAUUAUCUAGAUGAGGGUCGAAUUGAGAUUUUCCUCCGUUGCCAGUGUUGAAUCGAGGAGGUUGUACAGGAGGGUGAAGGGAAGAAUCAUCUAUGUCGAAAGCGAAAAACGCUAUGCAAAACCUUCAUCGCUCCCGAUCAGCGUCGACAGAAUAUACGGUCGCUUUCUGAAGAGCUUCGGAUCUGAAUGCCGUGGCGGUGCAAUGAUUACUCUCUCAAUUUUAUGGAUCUAGAUUAUCUUCUGAUUGAAUAGGGUUUAUCUAGUCGUUUCUCACUGUUCGCGGUUUCUUGUUUCAUUCCUACAAUUUCCGUCAUCAUUUUUUUUUCUAGAAUAUUCAGAGUCUAUCAUGAGUGGGAAAAAUAAAAGCAUUUGU
Galendromus occidentalis (western predatory mite) is the source of this 4664-nucleotide messenger RNA. RefSeq names its product trafficking protein particle complex subunit 8 homolog l(3)76BDm (gene l(3)76BDm). The coding region runs from base 1 to 4209 and encodes 1402 amino acids. The transcript has 15 exons. Lineage: Eukaryota; Metazoa; Arthropoda; Arachnida; Mesostigmata; Phytoseiidae. The record is from RefSeq and is a predicted model, not a curated record. Gene Ontology annotation, cellular component: TRAPPIII protein complex.